CCGCCGGGCUCGUGGGCGGCGGCCGGGCCAUGGGGGAGGCCGAGGUGGGCGGCGGCGGCGCGGCGGGCGACAAGGGCCCCGGGGAGGCGGCCGCCAGCCCGGCCGAGGAGACGGUGGUGUGGAGCCCCGAGGUGGAGGUGUGCCUCUUCCACGCCAUGCUGGGCCACAAGCCCGUCGGCGUGAACAGGCACUUCCACAUGAUCUGCAUCAGGGACAAGUUCAGCCAGAACAUCGGCCGGCAGGUGCCCUCCAAGGUCAUCUGGGACCACCUGAGCACCAUGUACGACAUGCAGGCCCUGCACGAGUCUGAGAUCCUCCCGUUCCCGAACCCCGAGAGGAACUUCGUCCUCCCAGAAGAGAUCAUCCAAGAGGUCCGAGAAGGGAAAGUGAUCAUCGAGGACGAGAUGAAGGAGGAGAUGAAGGAAGACGUGGACCCGCAUAGUGGGGCUGAUGACGUUUUUUCAUCUUCAGGAAGCUUGGGGAAAGUGACGGAAAAAUCCAGCAAAGACAAAGACAAGAACUCUUCAGACUUGGGGUCCAAAGAAGGGGCCGAUAAACGGAAGCGCAGCCGGGUUACCGACAAAGUCCUGACUGCCAACAGCAACCCCUCCAGCCCCAGCGCUGCCAAGCGGCGCCGAACGUAGGCCCCGGGACCUUGACGUCGGCCGCACGAGUUGAGGCCCAGGCUGGAGUGAGUGUGCCCACGCGGCUCCCCGGGCGUGGGGCACCGACAGGAGCCCAGACAGCAAGCAAUAAAAGCGCCGGCGUGCAUUCUGGGCCCGGGCCCUCCUCUGUCCAUCUGUCUGCGCUGCUGAGGGACUGCGGCCCGGACAGUCAGACCCCUUC
Sorex fumeus (smoky shrew) is the source of this 846-nucleotide messenger RNA. It is a transcript of the gene MRGBP, whose product is annotated as MRG domain binding protein. NCBI's taxonomy places the organism in Eukaryota, Metazoa, Chordata, Mammalia, Eulipotyphla, Soricidae. Gene Ontology annotation, cellular component: NuA4 histone acetyltransferase complex; nucleus. The record is from RefSeq and is a predicted model, not a curated record. Gene Ontology annotation, biological process: regulation of transcription by RNA polymerase II. The transcript is spliced from 5 exons. Bases 30 to 644 code for a protein of 204 amino acids.